GAGUUGGGAUUUCGCACGCACAGGUGCUAGAGCUUGGCAGCUCGUGAGAGCUAAAUGUGAUUGGAUCAUAAUCUGUAAAAAAAAAUAAGUAUCUUUAAGACUGACAGUAUUGGCAACUGGCAAAACAUGCUAACCUGUCACAUUCGAAUGGGCAGUUGGUGGGACCAAUCAAAAAACAGGACCAAGUGAAAAUACGGGACAAAACAUGAUUUUAUCUUAAUAAGCCGGGACACCUGAAAACGGACUGAAAUACAGGACUGUCACGGGAAAACGGGACGUCUGAUAACCUCUUAUGCCCACAACAACGAUGGAGCAGUAGACCAAAAAUGCGAGAGGAGACAAAUUCAUCAACAGGAGAUCGAUCAAUUUGUGUUGAAUGCUAUAGGAAGAUCGAACUCACCAAGUUCCCAGACAUGACAAACUGUAUAUGUGGAUGCGGUAUUUGAUGUUGUUGCUUUGUGUGAUACUUGUUAUAAGUGGCUUUGUGCUGCUUGGGCUUGGUGCAUGGAUCAGAUAUGGAGCAGCUACUUUUGUUGAUAUUCUUGGCCCCUACUCUGCUCAGCUCCUCUACAUCAGUUACAUCUGCAUGGGCAUGGGCUCAGCGCUGUCUUUCACUGGUCUCAUCGGCUGCUGUGGGGCUUGGACAGAGAACCGGGUUUUCAUUUUGCUGUUUUUUUUCAUUGUGACAAUGCUGUUUGUUGCUGAAAUCAUUGGGACUAUCUUUGUUUUGGCAUACCAGGAUCUGGUGACCUUAGUGGUACGAGAUGCCAGCAGAAAUUCCCUGAAGACUGUAUAUAUGGGCCCAGCAGCAACAGACCCCAUCUCAACAGCAUGGAACACAGUCAUGAUCCAGUUCAAAUGCUGUGGCUUUGAGAACUCAACUGUAGAUUUCAAGGGCUCUGUAUUCAGUAAAGCCACGGGUUUAAACUACCCUAAGACGUGCUGUGUGAACAAGACUGUGGCAGACUGUGACGGUGUCUCCAUCACUCCAACCCUGAUCCAAUCACAGAGUUGCUUUGUUCAGGUCAUCACAGUGAUCAGGGAGCAGAGCAUAAUCCUGGGAUCAGCAGCUGCCUGCAUAUGUAUACUGGAGGAUGCUAAGCUGUUUCAAUGGAGCCUGGUUAGCAUGGAAGUUAGCAUUACAUCAACAUCCACAGAUGAUGUGGUCUUGAUUACAUUUAUCACUGGCCUCUCCCACCUGGACAAGAGAAAUCCCUGUGUGAGAAAGCUGUUCAUCUACUACAGCUCAGUGUUCAACAUCCUAGUGACCUCCAAAAUCACAUAGCUAUGAACC
Molecule: messenger RNA, 1294 nt
Organism: Esox lucius (northern pike)
Lineage: Eukaryota; Metazoa; Chordata; Actinopteri; Esociformes; Esocidae
Product: tetraspanin-16
Exons: 8
Coding region: 428-1285 (285 amino acids)
Cellular component (GO): membrane
Source: RefSeq, a predicted model, not a curated record